GAUCGGGUCCAGGGGUUUAGGGUUUUGGGGUUUUAUGUCUGUUGAUGUCCGCUCGCAUCGCUUCCUUUUGUUCCUCUGCUUCAGCUGGACUGUCUUCGCUCACCAGCUGAGCUCGGAGGCCUGCAAGCAUCGCAAUGAAAUGUGGAGGUGACGGGGUUUGAGAGAGAAAUCUCUUGGAGAAGAACCUGUGCAAGAGAUUGGAGCAAGGUUUGAGUGGGGCUGGAAAGAAUAUAAGGUAUGGCGACAGUGCACACUUCGUUGUGUGCAGCCAUUCAGGCGCAAGCACUAUGCCAGGAUCAGCUCCGGCGUAAUUCGUCUUCGGCUCUUUCGUCUCACAAUUCUUGCACUUCUGGGAAAAGAAUUGCCCGUCCGUAUAUUAAACGGUGGUGUACUAUUGUCCCGAUAAGUGGGCUUGUGAAGUGUAUAUUUUCAGAGAAAUAUUCAAGAUUUUAUUGUUCGUUGAGCGACCGCAAAGGACUAUGCGGACGAGGUAGAAUCUCGCGCAGUCUAAGUUCGGUGCAGACUUCAUCGACGGUCGGUCACAAGGAUGUCUGGGAAGGUUUCAAUCCAGAUGAUUAUGAGGAGAGGGAGGAGACUGAGGAGGAGGCUCGCAGGCGUAACUGGGUGGAAAGAGGGUGGGCGCCAUGGGAAGAGUGGCUGUCACCUGAGGGACAAUUUGCAAUAGACAGUUUGGUCGCCGGAGAAGAGGAGCCUGCUGUCUCAUGGGAGAACUUUCAGAAGUUGAAUCCGAAAUGGCAGGAAGAGCAUCGAAAACGGCUCAUUGCGGAGGCUGAGAGAAGGGAGAAGGAAUUGGAUAAACGGAAGCCUAAGAGUAUCGAAGGCACCAUGUAUGAUCAGCCUCUCACAUUUACAUUGAUACCACCUAGAGAUUGGCCUCCUCCUGAUUGGAAAGUUGAUUCCAAAGAGCUUGCCUUCAUUCGUGAAGCUUUCGCCCUGGAAAACGUUGUGCCGACUGAAGAAGAACUGGCUGAAGCGGAUAAAGAAGAACUUGACGAAGAAAAUCAUGAGUAUGAAAUGCCGAGGUGGAAAACGUUUUUGAAUCAGUACAACGAAUGGGUGGCAGCUAACAAGGAUCGCCUUGAUCGGGAAGCAGAAGAGGUCGAUCCAGAAUACUAUCCUGGGAGGAGACGCCUUGGAGAAAAAGCUGAAACCGAGGAUGGCUCAUAUCUGUAUGAGCUGCCUUUCAUCUACCCUGGACAGCAUUAUUGGGGUGUGGUCACAUGCGUUAGCUUAUAUGAAGGAGCGUUCGUCUUUUUUGGUGGAGUUCACGAUGGGUGGGUACCCAUCAUGGAUAAUGACUGGUAUUACAUACGAGACGUUAUCAAACCUGGCAUGCGCGUCCUAGUUGAAGUAAUUGCCAAGAGAGAUCCAUAUCGAUUUCGAUUUCCAAUUGAGAUGAGAUUCGUGGACCCCAACAUCGAUCAUUUAAUAUUCCGGAGAUUCAAACACCCACCUAUUUUUGGACGCGAAGGAGAUCUUAAUCUUGAUGAAGUCGCGAGAGAUUCCAAUAGACCCUAUUACCCGAAGGUUCGUCAAGAGAAACCUGCUGAGGAUGGUCAAACGAAGCCAGUUCAUCCUGCAAUUUCUAAGCUGUGGCAACUACACCAAGCUGAACAGAUGGUGUUGGACCAUGAAGAAAUGGGCGGUAACCUUGAUGACGAGGAAGAGUUCGACGUAUCCGGCUUUGAUAUUUUGCCUUACGACGAGGAUGAGGAUGAAGAUGAGGAUGAAGAUGCGAAUGAUGUGGUAGUCACAGCUGAAGAGGAUUUAGAAACUUUUGAACCACAAUGGUUCCAGAAUGGACUUGACGAGAGACGUGUUCCAACGCUUGUCUUGAAUACAAAUCCAGAGGAUCUUAAUCUGGAAAGAGCGCGUGCUGAAAGAGAGGAGAUCAAACGGCUAAUGCUAAUUGCAGAGGAAAAGGGAGAGGAAUUUAUUUGUCCUCCGUUGCGAUUCGAGAAAAGAGUGGAAGAGCUAAACAACAUGCACAACCAGCGAACCAAGGAGGAGUUUGAAGCCCUGCGACGAGAUAUUGCAGCCCGGAAAGAAUUAGGAUUACCAUUAGAGGAGCCUGGUCGUUAUGCUGAUAAAACGAAAUGGGGGAAGAACCCCUAUGAUCCGAACGACCCUCGAUUUAGGAACGAUUACUGGGGUGAUCCCUCAACCCUGAAGGAUGAGAUUCGCCGUGACAGGGAACCUCGUGUGGCCACUGUGGUCAGCGAAACUGCUGUAGUUGAAGACAUAGAGGAAGUAGAGGUGGACGAGACAGAAGAACCCGUUGCCGAUGACCCAUCAACAAUGGCAAAGAAAACAACCAAGAAUAGGGAUGGCUCAGUUUCAGUAGAUGAUGUGAGGACAAUGUUCACCAUGCAACCGGAGGAUUAUACUGUAGCACCUGACGGAGCUGACGAUGAGUUGGAGGUAGAUGCAAGCGAUUUGGAUGAAGAUAUAGCCGACAGUGGUAUCGACAUGCCUGAUAAUAAUAGGUAGUUGAUCAGAUGAAUGAUUGUCUCUUUAAAAGAAAUUAAUUUUCCAGUUAUUUCAGAGAGAGAAAUCAAUGAGGACGUUUAACUGCUGUUCCAUUCAUGUUCUUGCAUCGGGUGACUCAGAGCACAGGAUAUCAGGGCUCAGAUAAGAUUAAUCGUUUUUACUUAUGUCUGGAAAAUUGGGUGAGCUUGCUUGGGUUGGAAUAACUCUUGCCCAGGUUCUUGUUAUGAAUCCCAUUCUUAGAUUCUGACAGCUACUUUUUUUCGA
Physcomitrium patens is the source of this 2775-nucleotide messenger RNA. Its product is annotated as protein PLASTID TRANSCRIPTIONALLY ACTIVE 10. The record is from RefSeq and is a predicted model, not a curated record. Lineage: Eukaryota; Viridiplantae; Streptophyta; Bryopsida; Funariales; Funariaceae. Gene Ontology annotation, molecular function: RNA binding. Gene Ontology annotation, cellular component: chloroplast; plastid-encoded plastid RNA polymerase complex.